GUAACAAAAGGAUAUAGGGUUGAUGACCAAAAGCAGCAAGUCAAGAGCAGAAGGGUAGAGGAAAUUGAGAGAGGUGAUUUGCGCUGUUGACAAUGAAGACAUAAUUAAAUUCGUGUAUGUACAUUAGGUAUAGUUUCAGAGAGAUGGGAGAGAUAACACAGAUAGAGGGUUUUGAAAACAGGAUAGAAAUUUUGAAAUCUAGACGGUGGGGAAACGGGAGCCAGCGCCUGGUUAAGUCAGCAAGAAUUCUGGAGGACCCUCUGCGCCCCAGUUCAUCCACUGCGGCUCCACUCGGGCUGGGCCGGGCCGGGCCGGGCCGGCAUCACAGCGGGGUGCCCGACGCCGGUUGUUCGGCCGUUACCCACAGCCACGGCCUGACGGCGAGCCUCGGGCCGUUGAUGGUCUCCAGGCACUGACGUUCGGCGCGUUGUGACGCCAGGAGCGGGUGUGUGCUGGAGCCUGAGGCGGGCUGAGCGCACAGGAAGCCCGAGCGGAGAAGCGGUGUCAGCCUCCGAGUGGGAACGCAGCGCACUCCUCCCACCCCGGGCCGCUCGGCUCUGCCCCUCCCACCCCGGCACGCCACCGCCGCCGCCGCCGCCUUCAUGACGGGCAGCGAGGUAGGCUAGGACUCAGCAGCCCAGCCUCCGCACCUCGCCUAGUGUCCGAGCAGCAGGAUGGAGCCGCCUCUGCCGCCACCGCUGCACGGCGACAAGCUGCCGUCUCCGCACAUGUCGCCCGGCUCACCUCGGCCUCAGCAGCGCCGGCGCUCGGGUCGUCUCGGCCUGGAGAUGUAUCACUCGCUGAGCGGCUCCAACUUCGACCUGUUCACGGCCGACUCGACGGCGUCGCUGCCCUACCUGGACGGCAAGGAGGUGGACUUCAGCGAGAGCGACAUCUCGGUCACCCACAAGCGCAGCCACUCGGGCAGUAUCCGGCACCGCUACGACGUGGUGGGGGAGCUGGGCUCCGAGGAGGUGCGCUGGUUUUACAAGGAGGAUCGCAAGACCUGGAAACCCUUCAUCGGCUACGACUCGCUGCGCAUCGAGCUCAGGUACAGGGACUACAGCGAGUUUGUCGCCAAGGCAGGCUCGCCACCUCUAGCCAGACCCGCGCUCGACACCGUGUGUGUCCGCGGCGGUCUGUAUGAAGUCAACUUGAUAGACAAGGAAUGUUAUCCCGUGUAUUGGCUUCAACCAGAUAAGAUUUUAGUCAUGCGUGGCCAAUGGUUUAUUGACGGUACCUGGCAGCCUUUGGAAGAGGAAGACAGUGAUCUGAUAGAAGCUGAACACCUAAAGCGUUUUAGGGGUCAACAGAUCCAGGAUGUAUUUGAGCUGGAUGUAGCUAAAUCUAUGGACGGUAAAGAUGUUUUCUACCAACUCCCUUCCUUCUAUUUUCCCUUUCUGUUCAAACGGAGAGGAUGUAAGAAAAUUGCAGGCACUGCAUGUUACAAAAGAAAGUGUUCCCAAGCCAUACAUAGCUUAAAGCUGAGCCGCAAUCAUGUGGACUGGUAUAGCGUGGAUGAAGUUUAUUUGUACAGUGAUGCAACCACAUCGAAAAUUGCAAGGACAGUUACCCAGAAAUUGGGAUUUUCCAAAGCGUCAAGUAGUGGGACAAGACUUCAUAGAGGAUAUGUAGAAGAAUCAUCACUCGAAGACAAACCUCCAAUCCCCACCCACAUAGUCUUUGUUGUACAUGGAAUAGGGCAAAAAAUGGACCAAGGUCGUAUUAUUAAAAACACGGGCAUGAUGCGCGAAGCUGCAAGGAAAGUUGAAGAGAAACACUUUCCUUAUGCCAGCAAUUUGGAAUAUGUUGAAUUUCUACCUGUGGAGUGGAGAUCGAAGCUCAGCCUGGAUGGGGAUACAGUUGAAUCUAUUACCCCAGAUAAAGUACGUGGGCUUCGAGACAUGUUAAACAGUAGUGCCAUGGACAUUAUGUAUUAUACUAGCCCCCUUUACAGGGAUGAGAUUGUAAAAGGUCUACAGCAGGAGCUAAAUCGAUUAUAUGAGCUGUUUUGUUCUCGAAACCCAGAUUUUGAAGUCCAAGGUGGGAAAGUCUCAAUAGUAGCCCACUCUUUAGGUUGUGUUAUCACUUAUGAUAUUAUGACUGGAUGGUAUCCAGUGAGGUUUUAUGAUAAAAUGGUCCAAGAGGAAGAAGAGAGAGCAGAAAAUUCCAUGAGUUUUGAGGAACGUGAACUUUUGGAUGAUAUUCUCAAGACUAAGCAACGAUUAAAACAAUUAGAGCACAAAUUACUGCAAGUGAAAGCUUCAGCACCACUCAAGUUACCUGCCUUGAAAUUUAAGGUUGAAAAUUUUUUCUGCAUGGGAUCCCCCUUAGCUGUUUUCCUGGCACUCCGUGGCCUCCGUCCUCAAAAUAGUGGUCAACAGGAUCACAUUCUACCAAAAAGUAUAUGUGGCCGGUUAUACAAUAUAUUUCACCCAACUGACCCUGUGGCCUAUCGAUUAGAACCACUGAUCCUGAAGCAUUAUAGUAAUAUUGCACCACUGCAGAUACAUUGGUACAACACACCAGUCUUAACAAAGUACGAUGACAUAAAGCCAACCUUCAUCAAGCCUGCCAAAGAGUCACAGAAUCCCUCACCGGCUCCUUCGGUAUCUACCUCAAAUACAGAAAUGGAAUCCAUACCAAGUCCAAGUACCUCACCGGUUAUGCCUCGCCGACAUUAUGGGGAAUCAAUAACCAGCCUAGGAAAAGCAAGUAUAAUGGGAGCUGCACAUAUAGGAAAAGGUAUUGGUGGAAUAUUGUUUGCAAGGUUCUCAAGAACUCCCGCAGUGAAUAUAAGUACAGUCAGUGAAGAUGUGAAAGAAGUAACUGAUGAAGAAAAGAAGCCUCUUGAAGUUCCAUUUAGUCCAAAGAUACUGUCACGUAAUGACUCUGGUCUUUUGUUGGGUGCAGAGUUAGAACAUCGCCUUGACUUUGAACUGCGGGAAGGCCUUGUAGAAAGUAGAUACUGGUCUGCAGUGACAUCACACACCUCGUAUUGGUCAUCUCUAGAUGUUGCUCUUUUCCUCCUCUCAUUUUUGUACACCCAGAGACCACCUGGAAAUGAAGACCAAUCAGAAACCACUGAUUUUAAGGAGAAACCGUACAAAUGAAAAUCUGUAUGGAAUUAAUAAUAGAACUGCUAUUAAUGUGCAAUGAAAACUGAGAAUUACUUUUCUGUUUUUAUUUUUGUUUUUAUUUAAUUAUUUUUAGAAUCCACAUUAAUAUUGGAAGACCAAUUUCUAAAUAAAGUACUUGAGCUAGAUAAGUUUAAAACUUUCCAAUCUGUUCAGUUUGCUCCUACUCACUGUAUUUCGGAUGUGUAAAAUGCAUAAGUUUAUAAUCAUCUGGGUUUGAGACUAACACUAUGGUGGAAUUUAUAAUUUUAAGCUUGAUUGUAUUUGUUUUGAAUGUGCAAACUACAUAUAAUUGAAAAUUUGUUUUGUACUAAAAGCAUAAUCCACUAUGAAUGUUGAAGUUUCUACUUAUAGUUCCACCCUCCAGUCCUUGUCUCACAUCUAGGCAGUAUAGUUAAUAAUGAACUGUUUACACAUUUGAAGUACAAAAUGUAUUUUGGUGCUUAUAAUUUUAUUAAUAUAUCUAAUAUUUUUCACUUGUUUACUGGGUCAUGUAUAAAUAUAUAUAAGCUGAAACAACUACACUGUGCUAUUGUAUAGUACAGGAGGCACCACAUUGUCAUUUUCUGUGUUUCUUGUUUUAUUUUACAGUCAAUAAAUGCCCUGGAGGUUUUAUAUAGCAA
This is a messenger RNA of Hypanus sabinus (Atlantic stingray), 3760 nucleotides long. It is a transcript of the gene ddhd1b, whose product is annotated as DDHD domain containing 1b. NCBI's taxonomy places the organism in Eukaryota, Metazoa, Chordata, Chondrichthyes, Myliobatiformes, Dasyatidae. Gene Ontology annotation, cellular component: cytoplasm. The coding region runs from base 675 to 3113 and encodes 812 amino acids. Gene Ontology annotation, molecular function: glycerophospholipase activity; metal ion binding. The transcript is spliced from 13 exons. The record is from RefSeq and is a predicted model, not a curated record.